UUAAAGAACAGUUGCUUAUGUGUGAAGUUCUCGUUUAGGAUUUCUUGACCUCGUUUUAUCCUAGAAAACAUCUAUUUGAAUGUUGCCUUACAACCGGGGACUUAAUUGACAUCUGAUUUUCUAGCUUGUUUUUAGCCAGAAAUACUUAAACUAAAUUCCCAUUCUCAUGGAUGGGAAUGCAGAGCAGAAAGAGAAUGACCCUGGGUCCAAUCCCAACAUUGAAAACACAGAGCUGAAGAACGAUGAGCAACUCCAGCAUACACCAGCUGAAGAGCCCUCAGAAGAGGGCAAAUCCACUAAUGCCGAUUACUGUAAGAAUAAAGCUGACAUGGCUACAGAUGAGGCUGAGGAGGUGGUAGCAGUGGAGCAGAGUGGGCAAGAGUCUGAAAAAGCUUUAGGGGAACAGGCAACAGAGGGUAUCUCAGCUGAGACAGAGGGAGGGAACCCAGCCGCUUCUGAGCCAGGAGAGGGCGCUGGAGAUGAGUCACCCACAGGACCCAACCUACCAACGAGUGAGACAUUCGAAGAGGGAGAGGUCCCGGAGAUGAAGCCUCUAAUAGGGGAGCGUCUCUCCCGCGAGGGGAGCCUCACACUCGAAGAUGUCGACAACAACAAUGACGAUGAAGACGGACCGCCAAAACUAGACCCAGGGACUCCCGAAGGGGAGAGUUCCGUGCAGGUUGAGGAAAAGGGUCCCUUUCUAACCAAAGAGACGGGCCCCAGCAUCGACUACAAAGAGUACAUGAACUUCCUUUAUGAGUUGCAGGCGGAGAAGGACAAACUGAGCCAGGUCAACGGUCAGCUCCAGAUCAAGCUGGUGGAGUACUUCCGCAAGAAGACAGGUGAUGACGCACGUCCUGAGAAGGAGAAAGCCGUGUCGGACCAGGAGCAGCGCUACCAGAAGUACAUGGCCAUCAUGGAGGACCUGAAGUGGCAGCACCGGCUGGACUCGGAGGCAGCCCAGCAGCAGGCAGAGGAGCUGAGGCAGCAGAGCCAGGAGAAGCUGGGCCAGCUGGAGACCGAGUGGAGCACUUUCAUGGCACUGAAGCGCGACGUGGCCGUGACAGCCCUGAGCCGGCGCCUUGGGAAACAGGCGGCGGCGGUCGAGGUAGAGCAGAUCCAGGCGGCCGAGCAGCGGCGCCAGAAAGAGCUGGUCACCGUGCGCCUGGAGAAUAUCAAGCUAAAGAACAAGACGCGCAAGUUUGAGGCCACACUGCGUGCCAAGGAGAUGCUCGCUGAGGGCCUGCACCUCAUCGACUUCGAGCAGCUGAAGAUAGAGAACCAGACGUAUAAUGAGAAGAUAGAGGAGCGCAAUGAGGAGCUCCUUAAACUGCGCAAGAAGAUCACCAGCACAGUCCAGGUACUAACCCAUGUGAAGGAGAAGCUCCAGUUCGUGCAGAUGGAGAACCAGGCCAAGCGGGCCCAGUUGGCUGAGGUGGAGGUGGUGGUGGCCAGGAAGAGGGAUGUGCUGACCAGGACCAAGCAGGCCAGGGAUGGCCUCCGCAUGGACAACCUGAAGCUGCGCCAACGCUGCGGCCUGCUGGGCAACGAGAUCCUGCUGAGGGACUUUGAGGAGAAGGUCGACGCCUCAGACAACCUGGAGGAGAGGCUGGAGGGGCUGAAGAGGAGGCACGCAGAGCUCAUACUGAAGUGUGCCGGGGUCAAGAAGAAACUGGAGUACACCAAACCCUAACCCAAACCCUAAUCCUAACCCAAACCCUAACCCAAACCCUAACCCAAACCCUAAUCCUAACCCUAACCCUAACCCAAACCUUAAUCCUAACCCAAACCCUAAUCCUAACCCAAACCCUAACCCAAACCUUAAUCCUAACCCAAACCCUAACCCAAACCCUAAUCCUAACCCAAACCCUAACCCAAACCUUAAUCCUAACCCAAACCCUAAUCCUAACCCAAACCCUAACCCAAACCCAAACCUUAAUCCUAACCCAAACCCUAAUCCUAACCCAAACCCUAACCCUAACCCAAACCUUAAUCCUAACCCAAACCCUAAUCCUAACCCAAACCCUAAUCCUAACCCAGACCCUAAGCCUAUCUCAAACCCUAAUCCUAACCCAAACCCUAAUCCUAACCCAGACCCUAAACCUAUCUCAAACCCUAAUCCCAACCCAGACCCUAAACCUAUCUCAAACCCUAAUCCUAACCCAGGCCCUAAGCCUAUUUCAAACCCUAUUCCUAACCCAAACCCUAAGCCUAUCUCAAACCCUAAGCCAAACUGAAGUGUGGAAAUCGAGGAGCGGAGGCGACGAGAGGAAACGUGGAAACAAUAUGCUUGUAGGAAAUUAGACUCCUUCUCCACUCACGCGUCAUCAGGCAAAUGACAUUUACAGCGGUAGAAUGAAACGUGUAAAGUGCUAAGGCUAGAUGUGCAAGACAUGUUAUAGAUUAAAAGAAAAGUAGCGUGUUGUUUUGAAAUGUGUGCAUGUAAGCAACAGUUGAUUCAAAGGGGGAGUGGCAGAUUUCAAAACUCCUCUGCAGAGCAUACACAGAGGAUGCACUUUAGUAUCCAACGCGAGAGGAGUUUAGAGGCAGGUAGGAGAGUCUGCGAAGUCUGGUGACAUGAUAAGUGAGGGUAGUAACCAAGGGGAUGGAACUCGGAGGCAGGGUUGGAGGCGGGGUCUACUUGGGGCAACUUCACGUCUGGUUGGCUGGGGGUUACUCCUCGGUUCACCUACAAACAAAUUGACACUCUCCUCGACCACUUAUUGCUUUCCGGGUCACGGAGGAAAGAAGGACUGAGGAGUCAAGGAGAGGACAGACUUUUCCAAUUGAGAAUCUCCCAAGGUCUAUAUGAUCAGUCAGAAAUCAUCAACUGGUCAUAGACGGAAAACAUAUGUAUAAUAAGUAGUCUGUUAUUUUAUUUGCUGACAUGUUUGAGUUGUUUUGCAUUUACAACCCCUGAUAAUAUAAUAACAGUUGUCAUGAAGGAAAUUGUCAUACUCAAGGUUGGUAAGCGGUUUAUUUGCAACUCGUUUAAGUUGUCAUUAAAAUGUGAAAUUCAAAUUACAUUAGCAAA
Messenger RNA from Oncorhynchus keta (chum salmon), 3034 nucleotides. RefSeq names its product coiled-coil domain-containing protein 96-like. The record is from RefSeq and is a predicted model, not a curated record. The coding region runs from base 167 to 1693 and encodes 508 amino acids. NCBI's taxonomy places the organism in Eukaryota, Metazoa, Chordata, Actinopteri, Salmoniformes, Salmonidae. Gene Ontology annotation, biological process: cilium assembly. Gene Ontology annotation, cellular component: ciliary basal body; axoneme. The transcript has a single exon.